UAGCGCCUGCGCACUGCGGCCCCAGAGCGGCCGGGGGUUCCCAGCGCGGCUCGGAAGAUGGCGGACCGCGGUGUCGCCGGCGGCGGCGGCAGCACAUCCUUACGGGGGCUGCGGGAGCGCAUGGUUGCUGAGGCUCAGGCAAUGGCUGAAGAAAGGAGAAGUCAAAGUGGAGUUAGUUCUUUGAGCACUCAUUCACCAAGUAUCAGAUCAACAGUUAAACCUGUUAUAGAUGGGUCUGUGCUUAAAAAUGAUAUAAAACAAAAGCUAGCGAAAGAGCGGAGAGAAGAAAAAAAAAGACAAGAAGAGGCCAACAAAGAACUGCAACUCCUUGAAAAAGAAAGAAAGGCCAGGCUCCAGUAUGAAAAAAAUUUGGAAGAAAAGCAGCGAAAGCUAAAGGAACAAAAAGAGAAGGAUGAGCGGCGAAGAGUGUCCGCCGAAGAGAAAAGGAAGCAAAAAUUAGAGGAAGAAAGGGAAAGACACAAAGCUGCACUUUCUCGUACUUUGGAACGAAGUAAUCGUAUGGAUCAACGGCAAAAGAGAUGGUCAUGGGAAGGCUUGCCUGUGACAAAUUCUGAAAACAAUCAUGGCAAGUCAGAAAAUAAGAGAAGCUCAUCUCUGAGCAGAAGAGACAGCAAAAUACAUUCCUCUAAUGACACAGGACAUACGGAAGAUAAACCAGCUCAUCACUUUCAUAAUAAUACUCCAGAAAAUAAUUUAAUCAGUCGUCUCCUCAUCCCCACAAAAGCGUCGGUGGCCAGAAGCAAGAGUGCUGCUUCAUUAUCCAUCCCAGGCAAAGAAAGUCCAGGCUUGAACAAAAAGUUUAUACUACAAUAUGUACCUGCACCCUUGCAGAGCCAUAGUAAUGAAGUGUUGAAAACUUCCAGCAUGCACUGCAAGUCGGCAGUGAAAAUGCCUCCACAGACAAAAGUAGACCUGGCUGCCCUGGAGAAGGUAGAAACACCCCUCAAGGCAAAAAUGAAAACUUCUCCCACAUCAUCUUCUGUGACAGGCAGGGAAGAACUCCCCAAGGUGAAGCUGGAUGGUACCCCCAGGGUGAGUGUGGACAUAACCACUGCAGUGAGCUCAGUGAGCUCGGAGGCGACCCCCGCAGUGAGCUCUGAAGCGACCUCAGAGGCGAUCCCCGCAGUGAGCUCAGAGGCCACCGCAGUGAGCUCCACGAUCCCUGCAGUGAGCUCUGCGAUCCCCGCAGUCAGCUUUGAGGCAAACCCCACAGUGAGCUGGGAGGCGAUCCCAGCAGUGAGCUCCGCGAUCCCCUCAGUGAGCUGGGAGGCGAUCCCAGCAGUGAGCUCCGCGAUCCCCUCAGUGAGCUGGGAGGCGAUCCCCUCAGUGAGCUGGGAGGCGAUCCCUACAGUGAGCUGGGAAGGGAUCCCCACAGUGAGCUGGGAAGCGACCCCCGGUGUAUAUGCAGACUUGCUCUCCUUAGUGAGCACAGAGGCAAUCCCGGGGGUGAGCGGCGCAGCAGCAGCUGCUAGGGUGAACAUAGACACGCUCACAGAGGUGAGCAUGGACACAGCCUCCGAAGUGAGUACAGAAACAUCCCCGCUGAGCAGUGUGGAAGCCUCUCCAGUGGUGAGCUUGGACACCUCCCCAGAGGUGAGCACAGAUGCUUCCCCUGUGGCAAGCGUGGACUUCUCUCUUGAGGGGAGUAUCGAAGCCUCCCCGGAGAGUAUGCAGGUGCCGCCUGAAGCAAAUGUGGAAGUUCGCCCUAGGGCAGAUGGAGAAACAGGGCCCAUCACAAGUGUGCAAGAAUCACGCCAGGAAAGUGGGGAAGCUCCCCCUGAAGUGCUGGUAGAAGCAACACCCCAAGCGAGUGUGGAAGAACCCUCCAAAGAACCCCCCAAGAAACCAGAAAUGGACAAACAGACCACAAAUCCUUUUAUCAAGAAGCGACCAUCAGGAAACAUACCACGCUAUAAAUGGCCUGCAUCUCCUACAAAGGAGAGACGUCCACCCUCACCCAUAACUGCUACGCAAAGUCAAAAGAACCGCCCCCCAUCGCCUUCACCACUGCUAAAAUAUUCAUCACAGCCAUCUCUGUCCUAUAAAAUAACACCUGUUCAUCGAACUCUACUUGUGCCAAAUGCGUUAGGUACUUUCAGAAAGAGAAGAGAAACCAUUUCUAAAACUACAAAUGAAUUUGAGGCUAUGAGCCAAAAGUAUAUGAUUCAUGAGGAGUCUGGUAAUAAAAGCACACCCGGAACCAUGAGUGCUGAGGAAGCAACGAAAAUUUUAGCAGAAAAGCGCCGGCUUGCUCGGGAAGAGAAAGGCAAAAAGGAAGAAGAGAGACUCCAGAAAGAAGUUGAAGAAAGGAAAGUGGCAGAUGUAUCAAAGAAGAUGAAUGAAGCCCAAGUUGAAGAGUGCUCAAGAUGUGAAGCUAGGCAACACGGAAAAGACAUUGAAAAGAACAAAAAUCAUCAGCCUCAAGAAUACCAGGGAAUAAUGGAACAGAAAGGGGAUGCCAAAAUAAAAGCUCACGAAGAAGCUGAUAAACGCAAGAAGGAACACGAGAGAAUUAUGUUACAAAAUCUGCAGGAAAGAUUAGAAAGGAAAAAGAGAAUUGAGGAAAUAAUGAAGCGGACGAGGAAGACAGAUGCAGAUGCCUCCAAGGCUAUAAAAACAUCUGGCAAUAACCCAACUGAAGAAGACGAGGCCGAGGAGGAGGAGGAGAUAGAAAGUGAUGAGGGCUCCCUUGAUGACACAUCUAUAUCAGGUAUUAGAAAUAAUGGAGAUCCAUCUACCCAACUCACAGUGCCUUGUGAAUAUGCCACAGGAAUGCCUCAAAAGCCGGUGCUUUCAGAAGCCGAAACUAGUGAAGUCAGUAAGGAACAGACCGCACACUUCAAUGGCAGCGUGAAAACCUUCAGACAGGAGGACCCAGAAGUCCCUUCGAAUCAAGCAAAAAGCUCAAAACUACCUACCAAAAGAACAUCCAUCCACACAGAGAAGUACAGCAAAGGGAUGGAAGCCGCCACCAGCACCCAGUCCACCCAGCAUGUCACCACCAAUCAGGACAGGAUUUGUGACCAGGUUUUUGACUUUGCUCAUCACAACAUUGAGUCGCCUGCCACAGAUGGCACUCCUAGUAGCUGCAACCUCAAUCCGAGGGAUUCCACGGCAGCUCACCAAAGCCCUCAGACACCUCCAGACUGUGAGAACAGAAGCAAACGUGUUUCUGCUCAGUCUGACAUGUAAACUUCAUGUGGUCUGCAGCACCAGCUCAUCUUCCACUCUGGAAACUUCCCACGCCCCUUUCUCAAAAUAUUCCUGCUUCAUGCUUGAAUCCAGCGAAGGAAAUGACAGUUAAAAAGAAAAAACAAGACGUCCAAAGGCCACCUUACCAUCUAUCUCAAAAGAGGCUCAUAUCAUGUCAUUUUCUUGUGAGUUCUCAGUAAAAAGACGGCUUUGUUUUUUUGAAAAAUCCCCAUUGUCUCCUGUGCUUUCCUGCCAAUGUGUGUGCACCUACAACAUUCUUAUAAAUGAUAACGAUCAAAUUUUACAACAGUCCCGUUGAAAGGACAGUCGUGUUUUCAGUGUAUUUUUGAAAUCUUAGUGUUUCUUCUGCUUAGCAGUGAUACCAGUAUAAACAACUAGAAGCUCAUUUUGGCCUUGUUAAGAACCCGAUAGAUUCUGUGAGGCUCAGGAUUGCUCACAAGAGCUGUGUCCGAUUGUUGCUAAUCCAUACAAUGACACUUCACCCCGGUGUAUGUCUCUGUUUCAUUCUGCUGUCUUUAGUGGCUGGCAUUUAUACCCCCAGUGCAUCUGUCACUGUCAUCAAUAGAGUUUUUCCUUUUGAAGGACAUACUGGGAUUUACCUACAAAAAUGGGGAUUUUUUUUGUUAUGUACAUAAAGUAGUGCUUAGCGGCGUUGAGUUCCCGAGUGUUGAAUAUGUAUCACCUUUUUCUCGGGGUUCUCCUCAGUCCUGUUCUUCAGCGUACACUCAGGCUUAGGAUAUGUAACCAAAAUGUGCUCACUCUUCUCUUGGCACUGUCUGCAAGUGAGGACGGGGCGGUGUUAGUCCUCAGCCCCCGUGAGAAGCGCACACUUGUACACACACAUAAGUACACAUGCACGGGCACACACACCAGAUAUGUGAUUCCACAAAACUUGAAUUCAGAUUCCUUGUCCUAACACUAAGGAGUUUCACAGUGUUGAAUCACAGAGUUUGAAGUAGACCAAUUUUUCCUUUGGGCUACCAGUCUUGGAUUUGUAAAAAGAGAUAGCUAUUCUUUCUAAUCCUUCGUUUUUUGCUACUUUGAAUACUGUACCUUUGUUAUAGAUUAGGGCAGGAUGCCUUAAGUUUAAAAACUUUUUGUACACUAGCUUUCAUAUAGAAGGCAGAGACAAUCACCCUAAAAAAUGAUGUUCUGAUGUUUUUUUGCACCGAUGGCACGUGUUGAAACACUGUUCCAGCUCUGUGUAAAUGUGUGCUCUAUGAAAUAAACUUGGCAGAUAAAACA
This is a messenger RNA of Chinchilla lanigera (long-tailed chinchilla), 4479 nucleotides long. RefSeq names its product MAP7 domain containing 3 (gene Map7d3). Gene Ontology annotation, cellular component: microtubule cytoskeleton. NCBI's taxonomy places the organism in Eukaryota, Metazoa, Chordata, Mammalia, Rodentia, Chinchillidae. Gene Ontology annotation, biological process: microtubule cytoskeleton organization. The record is from RefSeq and is a predicted model, not a curated record.